Messenger RNA from Phoenix dactylifera (date palm), 390 nucleotides. The record is from RefSeq and is a predicted model, not a curated record. Lineage: Eukaryota; Viridiplantae; Streptophyta; Magnoliopsida; Arecales; Arecaceae.
AUGGAUGUUAAAGAGAAAGGGCUUGUAAAGAUUAUAAGAGUCCAACCAAAAGAUUGGACUUGGGUCCAACAUCAAAAUGCGAAGGGCCCGAACAGGGUGGAGCAAAUCGUCAAGGGUUACGCCAACCUCAUCUCCCUCAUUGAGCCCAUGGCCUUUCACUGUGUCCUAGUGCAUAAGACUCCUACUACUGCAGAAUGUGGGGUCUCAGAUGCACCAACCUUAUCCUCCCAUGCGAAGAGAAGCAUUGUUGAGUAUGUUGCACACCUAGCCCACGCUGAAUUUGCAGAUGAGUUCUUGGCUGCAGGGGAAGUAGUCAUUGUUAUUGACUACAAGCCAGCCAUAGUCUUAAUAAUAAUGAGAGAAUGCAGAUUCCCCUUCCAUUUUUACUAG